AUGGACCAGUCACUUGAGAAGGAGACGCAACACCUUCAGGUGACAACAGGAAUCCGCGAGCCACGUGAGAGACUCCAAGAGCACGCAAAGAAACUUCGCACCCUACAGCGAUUAGAGCCAAGAGCCGCGAAUCUCCUUUCCGCCGCAGUUCGGAUCAUGACCACUGAGCAGACUGUUCGUGCUUUCAAGAUAUACCGUUCCUUUCUACACGAUGUCCUUCGAACGUGUGGGCAGUUUGGACAGGGACUUGUCGUGCUAUGCGCUGUUGGCCUGGGCAAACACAGAGUGGUUGCCUUGAGCGAGGAGAAGAGAAUGAUGCUUGUUCAUUGGGUCGCCAACAAUACAAACUCCUUGUAUUUCCCAGCUCUCUCUUCCAUGGCGACACAGUUCAGUGUCCCAAACUUUAAUAAGCGGAAUCCGACAUUUCCAGGAAACGGACAGUACUGCUCAUUUUCUUUCGUGAGGCGAGACAUGAUUGAAAACCUUCCUGAACCAUUUCGCACUGCGCUAAAGGCGAGCAAAUCAUGGAAAGAGGAACAGGAGAGAGGAGGACUAGCAGUUACGAAUUGCUUGUCUAUGUACAUGCCAGAGACACUCAACGAAGAUGCUUUGUUUGCUGUCAGGAUCUCUUACAAGGAUGGAUGGAACAUCUGUAACUUGUUUGGAUUGGGGGACCCAGAGUCUGGCGGUGAUGUCCCAGAAGUAUUUAAAGAUUGA
Molecule: messenger RNA, 717 nt
Organism: Paracoccidioides lutzii Pb01
Exons: 2
Coding region: 1-717 (238 amino acids)
Source: RefSeq, a predicted model, not a curated record